AUGCAUGUCAUCACAAGGUGUGGCCCUGCAAAAGAGGUGGGGGAUUUAGUUAGUAUUGGUUGCCCUUCAAUUUUUAAUACUGAUGAUAUAUGGGCUUGGUUUGACUUUGUUUUUAAGCACGGAAGUAAUUAUACCUGCAAAGUUAUAGCGAUCACAGUUUGGGCAAUUUGGCAUGCUCGAAACAAGCAGGUCAUGGAAGGCAAGCAACAAACAGCUCAAGAUAUCAGAAUCAUAGUGGCUAGUCUAGUACGGGAGCUUGAUGAGAUAAAUCGGAAAUUACCUGACCAGAGAGAGACCAUGAAAACUCACUGGAAACCUCCACAGGACCCAAACGUAAAAGUGAACUUUGAUGCAGCGUUCAAACUGCAAAUACACCAAUCGUGCUCUGGGUUCGUUAUCAGAAAUGAGAUAGGAUUAAUAUUGGGCAGUGGUGCAGUCAAGAAUGAUUAUAUCUCAUACUCUUUUUCUGCUGAAGCUAUAGCAUGUAUCCAAGCUCUAAAGUUUGCGGAGGAGAUGGGAUUUAGACAGAUUGAAGCGGAGGGCGAUUCCCGAACGACAAUCAUGAUAAUCAACCAAGGCGUAGUAGACAGAUCUACCAUGGGUGUCUAUAUUGAAGAGAUUAAAGCUAUGGCAACAAGUUUUCAAAGGAUUUCGUUCAAACAUGUUGACAGAAAGGCUAAUGGUGUAGGUCAUAUAAUCGCCCAAGAGAGAUUUAAUUUAACUGAAAAUACGUUUUGGGUUGAGGAGGUACCUGUAGCGGCGGUCGAAGCGGUGAAUUGGGAUAAUCAGAUUCCGACUCCUCCAGAUUGA
Molecule: messenger RNA, 810 nt
Organism: Gossypium raimondii (Peruvian cotton)
Lineage: Eukaryota; Viridiplantae; Streptophyta; Magnoliopsida; Malvales; Malvaceae
Exons: 1
Coding region: 1-810 (269 amino acids)
Molecular function (GO): nucleic acid binding; RNA-DNA hybrid ribonuclease activity
Source: RefSeq, a predicted model, not a curated record